Molecule: messenger RNA, 14865 nt
Organism: Bufo bufo (common toad)
Lineage: Eukaryota; Metazoa; Chordata; Amphibia; Anura; Bufonidae
Gene: HMCN2
Product: hemicentin 2
Exons: 90
Coding region: 1-13887 (4628 amino acids)
Biological process (GO): synapse organization; homophilic cell-cell adhesion
Cellular component (GO): plasma membrane; axon; neuronal cell body
Molecular function (GO): calcium ion binding; protein binding; axon guidance receptor activity
Source: RefSeq, a predicted model, not a curated record
AUGGCUUCAGGACAUCUGUACCUUCUACUCUUCACCCUUGCCUUGGCCCAGGUGAGCUGUGGGGAGCGUCAAGACCAUGAUGCCCCUUCUUUAGCCUUCGUCUUUGAUGUGACCGGCUCUAUGUAUGACGACCUCAGACAAGUGAUUGAAGGAGCCAACCGGAUUUUGGAACGCACUCUGACUCGCAGGACCAAAGCCAUCAGCAGCUAUGUACUGGUCCCGUUCCAUGACCCAGAGAUCGGACCUGUCACCAUUACAACAGACCCAGAAAAAUUCAAGAUGGAAUUGGAGGAGCUGUACGUCCAGGGCGGGGGCGACUGUCCCGAGAUGAGCGUGGGAGCUAUUAAAACAGCCGUGGAGGUCUCUCAGCCCGGCUCCUUCAUCUACGUCUUCACUGACGCCCGGGCCAAGGAUUUCAGGAAGAAGCAAGAGGUUCUGCAGUUACUACAGCUGAAACAGUCUCAGGUUGUGUUUGUGCUGACUGGAGAUUGUGGUGAUCGGAGCCACCCAGGGUAUCGUGUAUAUGAAGAGAUAGCAGCUACCAGCUCUGGGCAAAUAUUCCACUUGGACAAGCAGCAAGUUAAUGAGGUGCUGAAGUGGGUGGAGGAAGCGAUCCAGGCGUCCAAGGUCCAUCUAUUGUCCACGGAUCACGAGUCGUCAGGGGAGAGACAGUGGGAGAUACCAUUUGACCCAAGCCUUAAAGAGGUGACCAUCUCUCUGAGCGGCCCCGAGCCCCUUAUUGAGGUCACCGACCCCACUGGAAAAGUGCUCUCCGUUAGCCAGGGGCUGGAGGAGCUGCUCAGGAUCCCUAAUUCAGCUCUUGUGUUGGGACUGAAGCCGACUGUGUCUGGAAUAUGGGUCAUUAAGAUCGGCAGCAGCGGGCGUCACACAGUCAGGGUCACUGGGGUCAGCACCUUGGAUUUCCGUGCUGCUUUCUCCACCACAGCCAUUGUAGACCCUCUGAAAGUCAUUGAGCGGCCAAUAAGAGGAAUCCCCAUCUCAGCCCUCAUUAACUGCUCGGGCCUCACUCCUCCGGGACAUGUGAACCAUCUGGACCUGCUGCGAGUGUCCGGAGAAUCCUACUUCUCUCUUCCGGCAGAACGUUUACCAUACAAGCGCAGCAAACAGCUAUGGACGGUGCCUCUAUUCCAGUCGCCCAAGGGAAGUUUCUUCAUGAAAGUCAAUGGAACCGACCACAAUGGGUACAAGUUCCAGAGGCUCUCCAAUGUGGCGUACACCAGCAUCAUACCGGAUGUUCCUGCAGUGACAAUGGCGCCACUUAUCCAGGGCUACCACCAGAGGGCGCUCACCAUUACGUGCUUAGUUCUUAGUGACAUUCCAUUCAGAGUGCGGUUCUCCAGGGAUGGGGAGAGGCUCGGCGAAGAGCUGCUCUUCGCGGAAUCGAGCAACGCCACCUUUGAGAUCACAUCUGCAUCCGCUCGCCAUGAAGGCAUUUACCAGUGUACAGCCAUCAGUAAUGCAGGGGCAGGAUUUGCUCAGACCCAAGUGUCCAUUGCAGAUCCCCCUCCAACGAUCUCGCUCCACCCUAACAUCACAGUGUCAGUCGGUGACUUGGCAGUCCUCUCCUGCCAGAUCCUUGGAGAUGUCCGUUUCAACCUCACCUGGCAGCACCAUGGAAAAGCACUGAAAGAAGGACGGUUAUGGAUCCUGCCAAACUCAUCCUUACAGAUUCAGAAUGUGCAGCCUGGUGAUGCAGGGCAUUACCAGUGCACUGCCAGGAACAACCAUGGCUCCACCAUUGCCAGCGUUUGGCUUGCUGUCCAAGAGCCUCCCCAUAUACAGAUUGAAUCAAGCUCCACUCAGUUGUCUUAUGGAGGAGAAGUCAGGAUUCGCUGCGAUGUUUCUGGGUUCCCUGAGCCCCAAAUAUCUUGGAAACAUGGGGACAUCUUCCUGAACAAUUACGGCAAACAUACGAUCAUUAACGGUAACAUCCUGCUGAUUAAGGACCCGAGCCAAGAGGAUUCUGGGAACUACAGCUGUAUAGCUUCUAAUGCCUUAGGGACAGAUGAGCAGUCAUUAACCCUGACGUACAGCGAACGCCCUACAGCGACUGCUGUAAAAUCUACAAUACAAGUGGCCAUCGGGGAGGACGCCGUGCUGGAGUGUGGGACUGAAGGUCUGCCUCAGCCGCUGGUCGCAUGGUACAAGGGUGACAAGGAAGUUAAAGGUCCUGUCAGUGGCUCAUAUGGUGGGACGCUGACUCUUCAGGAGGUGACAGCCGAGGAUGCCGGGGAGUACACCUGUGUCGCUUCCAAUGAUGCAGGGUCAUCAUCAGAUGUCAUUAAAGUGGAAGUGGGAACACCACCACAGUUUGUGGAUUUUCCUCUGGAUGCAGAAGUAGAUGUCGGGGGGAGUGUGCAGCUCAUUUGCAGCGCUGAGGGGAUCCCCUCUCCCAUCGUUUCCUGGCUCCGGCAAGAUGAAGGCCCAGUGCUGCCCUCUGGAACCACAGAAAUCAUUGACAGCCCCGGCUCAAACACAGUCCACAUGAAAGUUGCUAGACCGGAGGAUACCGGCGUGUACGUGUGUGAGGCCAGGAACCCCUUCGGUUGGAUCCAGGCUGAGAUCCUGCUCACGGUCACUGGACUCGUGGCCCCACAGAUAGCUGUGGCCCCAUCUGAGAUUACUGUUCUCGAAGGAGAGCCUGUGUCCCUGCCCUGCGCCGUCACUGCUGGUAACCCCCUUCCUGUGCAGCGAUGGCUGAAGGACUCUACACCUCUGCAGUUCUUUUGGCGUCACUCUAUUGAUGAAGUUGGGGGACUGCGCAUAGAGCCGGCCUUGAGAGAGGAUUCUGGGAGCUACAUGUGCGAACUCUCCAAUGCUGCAGGAUCAGCUAAUCACAGCAUCCACCUGCAGGUCCAAAUGGCUCCAACCAUUGCGCCUGGACCUACGGACUAUACCACCCGAGAGGGGAGGGCUGUCACAUUAUCAUGUAACGCCAAAGGACACCCACAACCUGUGGUGACGUGGACAAAGGGUGAAGAGGUCCUGUCUCCAGAGAACGGCCAUUAUCAAAUAAACAGGGAUGGAAGCCUCUUGAUUACGCUGCCCUCUGGUGCGGACACUGGUCAUUACACCUGCACAGCCACAAAUCAGGUGGGGGCCACUAGCCAAGUGUCACAGCUCAUAGUACACACAAAGCCCAGAAUAAAUGUGAAUGGAUCACAUGACCUAGGCACCCCGAUCCACGUCGUAGCCGCCUUGGGAGCAGAGAUCACCUUACCGUGUGAUGUGCAGGGUGUGCCUCCACCCACUGUCUCCUGGAGGAAGGACUCUUUACCCCUGCCCAUAGUGUCUGCCAGACAUCACUUGCUGCCUUCCUGGUCUCUCAAGGUGUCAGAGCUGCGGGUGAUGGACGGCGGAUAUUACACCUGCCUAGCGUCCAACCUCGCAGGAAACACAUCGCUCACCUACAGCCUAGAAGUGCAAGUUCCCCCACGUGUCCACCCUGGACCUAAGCUGCUGAAGACUCUCCUGGGACGCUUGCUGGCUCUCCCCUGUGUGGCACAUGGAGACCCCAUGCCCAGGCUCAGUUGGUAUAAGGAUGGUGUAGCUUUAAGGGUAGGAGACCAGGACUCCUUGCCGGGUCCGGACGGCACCAUUAGUGUUCUCGAGGUACAGAUUCUGGACUCUGGUCUGUACCGCUGUGUGGCCUUCAGCAGCGCCGGAGAAGAUUCCCUGGAAUUCCGUCUGGAGGUUCUAGAGCCACCAAAUUUCAAGGAGAACUCCGACAUCUUGUUGGAGCAUACCACACAUGCGCCAGUAAUUGUGGACUGUCCUGUACAAGGGACUCCAACUCCAAUGAUCCGCUGGUUAAAAAAUGGAGUAGUCCUCAGCAGAAACCUGCCAGGGGUCACUCAACUGGCCAACGGUUCUCUGCUGAUCGAGUCGCCCGUCCCUAAUAACAGCGGCGACUACAUCUGCCUGGCCACGAAUGAAGCCGGCUCGGCGAGGAGGAAGACUAAACUGGUGGUGUACGCCCCACCCAGGAUCCUGGAGAACGGACAAGCCCAAAACAUCUCACUGAUGGCCAGCCAGACCUUGAUAUUGGGGUGUGAAGUGAAUGGGGUUCCCUUUCCUACUGUAACCUGGAAAAAAGACGACAAGAUUCUCACUGAGGCUCCAGGGAUCAGCCUCCAAUCAACAGGCCAGUCUCUCCGAUUUCACCGGAUACGUAAGGAAGAUUCAGGGUCAUACACUUGCCGGGCCGUAAACCGCGCAGGAGAGGCUCAGCGCAACUACAAUGUUAUGGUGUUCGUCCCUCCUACGAUUUAUGGAGCCGGAUCUCUCCAGGAGCUGACUGCAAAGGAAGGAGCAGAGGUCGAGCUUCACUGUAGGACGUCAGGGCUGCCAGUGCCCCAUAUGGAAUGGACCAAGGACGAGCAGCCGCUGGCACCUGGAGACUCUCAGAUUCAGCUCCUUGAAGGCGGACAGGUGCUCAGAGUGAACAGCACGAAGCUGCAGCACCAGGGCAGAUACCAGUGCCUGGCAUUUAAUCACGCAGGGCAACAAGUCAAGGGCUUCAGCCUGAAGAUCCUCACUCCCCCCACAGUCUGGUCAUCCAAUGAGACAACGUUAGUGGCCUCUCUGCUCCACGGCUCUGUAGAGCUGAAGUGUGAAGCAAAGGGAUCUCCACCUCCAAGCAUCACCUGGUUCAAGGACAAACGCCCUAUUGUGUCCAGCCCCAAAUCCACUUACAGGGAUGGCGGAAGAAGCCUGCAGCUGAGCCGGGUCCAGAUCUCUGAUGCCGGGUCGUACACCUGCAGAGCCAAUAACCCUGCGGGCACCGUAGAAAAGUCUUAUCUGCUGGAGGUUUAUGUUUCCCCUCAUAUCGAAGGAGCAGGAGAGAAACCACUGACCAUUAAGGCCACUUUGGGACGCCCUUUGGACUUGGAGUGCUCGGCCACUGGUCACCCUCCUCCCAUCCUGUCCUGGCUGAAAGAUGGACUUAUGGUGUCUGAGAGAGAUGGAGUGCAGAUUAAAGAUGGAGGCCGGACACUGCAUUUUUCGGCACUAACAGAAAGUGCUCAGGGGGACUACACUUGCAUAGCCAUCAGCCUGGCUGGAGAGACCACCCUACGAUACUCUGUGGAUGUUCUCAUUCCCCCAAAUGUGCAGAUCGGUGACGGUUCAGGACAAGUCACUGUGACAGUAAAUGACGCCCUGGAUCUGUCCUGUCUUGUGACCGGACACCCAACUCCUAGAGUGUGGUGGUUGAGGAAUGGCUACCCGGUCGCAGAUCAGGAUGGACUGGAGGUAUUAGAUGGCGGCAGCACCUUGGCGAUCCGUCUGAUUCAACCAGGACAUGGCGGGAGAUACUUGUGCAAAGCAGAGGGUGAAGCUGGGGUGGCAGAGGCGGCCGUGGAUGUGCUGGUACACAAGCUCCCAUUGGUCACUAUUACUGGCGGCAGCAGCGUAUCUGCAAAACUGCGGGAGCCUGUGACCCUGGAGUGUGAUGUGUCAGGUACCCCACCCCCAGCAGUGACCUGGUGGAAGGACGGACUGCAGGUAGACGCACAGGGAUCCAAGCUGCAGAUCCAGGCGCUGUCCAUUGAUGAUGAAGGUGUCUAUACGUGUGUGGCUGCAAACGAGGCCGGAGAGGGAAGACGGGAUGUGCUGCUGAACGUCCUGGUGCCUCCUAAUAUUGAGCCUACUGAUGUGAACCAUACAGCGGUGGAGAACUUCCCGGCUUCCUUGGAGUGUCUGGUGUCAGGAAGUCCUUCGCCCGUUGUGUCCUGGUACAGAAUGGGGCAGCUGCUGUCUGCUAUGCCUGGUAUCACCCUGCUAAAUGAGGGCAGGACCCUACAGAUUGAGAGAGUGAGUAACUCUGAGGCUGGAGAAUAUGUCUGCGUGGCAUCUAACUCUGCCGGCAGCAGUGAAUUGCUCUACACGCUGGAGGUUCAUGUGCCAGCCCGGAUUGUAUCCAUGAUGGAGCUGGCCACCUUCCUGGUGAACGAGCAGGUCUGGCUGGAAUGUAAUGCCACAGGUUUUCCAGAACCGUCUCUCAUGUGGUUGAAGGAUAAAGUUCCUGUCUCCACAGCAAGUGCUGGACUGCGGAUUUUGGAGCAGGGAAGAAUUCUGUCCAUAUCUGCAGUUCACGUGUCAGACUCUGGGAUAUACACCUGUGUAGCUGUGAAUUCUGCAGGCGAGGACAGCCAGACCACAGAUCUGCAGGUGUUCGUGCCCCCAAGCAUCCUAGGAGAAGAGUUUAAUAUUUCAGUCACCGUUAACCAGCUCAUCAGUCUGGAAUGUGAGAGCAGCGCCAUCCCACCCCCAACCAUCACCUGGCUGAAGGAUGGACGGCCGCUCCCUAAAAGGGCAGGGAUCAGAGUGACCGGGAAUGGACGUUACCUGCAGAUUGAGCAGUCUCAGCUGCGGGAUGCGGGACGAUACACCUGUGAAGCCUCCAAUGACGCUGGACGCUCCGAGAAGCAUUAUAAUGUCAUCAUCUGGGUGCCUCCUAAUUUCCCAGCUUCCCCAGAGUCUCCCAUGUCGGUGAUUGAGGGGCAGCCAAUCAGCUUUGCCUGUGAGUGUCAAGGGUCUCCACCCCCAGUACUCACCUGGAUGAAGAAUGGGUUCCCCAUCGAGGAAAAGGAACAUGCUCAGGUUUCCGCAGGGGGAAGAUUGCUGCAAAUCAGCAGGGUCCAAGUGUCCAAUGAAGGAGUAUACAGCUGUGUGUGCAGCAAUGAGGCCGGGAGCAGCCAGCGAGAUUACGUCCUGGAGAUCUACGCUUUGCCUGUCAUAGCCGGGAGCAGCCAUGUACCCCAGCAGGUUUCAGCCACAAGGGGCAGCCAGAUCACCCUGGAAUGUAUCAUCAGUGGGAAGCCCACACCAUCGGUGACAUGGCUCAAAGAUGGCUUCCCACUGGGCAGCGGACCAGACCUGAUCUUGAAGAAUAAAGGUCAGCAACUGACCAUAACCCGCGCACAACCGCCUCAUUCAGGACGCUAUGUCUGUGUGGCCGUGAAUGCGGCUGGACAGACAGAUGUGAAAUAUGACCUCAUGGUGCAAGUUCCACCUGAACUUGCAAACUCGCUGACAGAGUCCCAGAACUUGUCAGUCAUCCUGCACAGCACCAUCACCCUCAUCUGUGAAGCCAAUGGGAUCCCUCCUCCAACCAUCACAUGGUACAGAAAUGGCGCCCCACUGACCCCACUGGGGACCACUCACGUGCAGUCAGGAGGUCGGGUCCUCAAAGUGUCACAUGCACAAAGAGAAGAUGGCGGAGUCUAUACCUGUGUGGUCUCCAAUGCAGCAGGAGAAGCCAGGAAGAAAUUCAAUGUCGAUAUCUUAGUGCCACCCACCAUAGGUGAUGAAGACGACAACAAUUUCCGAGUAGCAGAAGGUCGGCCCAUUCGUCUUCGCUGCCGGGCUUCAGGACACCCGGUGCCCAGAAUCUCCUGGUUCAGAGAUUCCCAGCCAGUUCAUAGCGGAGACGGCAUCCUUAUCUCACCGGACGGCUCUGAGUUGCUCAUAGAGGCUGCCAGUGUCUUCACUGCAGGACAUUACAGCUGUCUGGCGGUCAAUCCUGUUGCUGAGGCGAACAAAUAUUUCAUACUAACCGUUUUAGUGAGCCCCACUAUUUCUGGAAACCUUGAUGAUGGAACCAAUGAAGACGUCAUCGUCAUUGUUAAUAACCCAUUGUCUCUCAUCUGUGAAGCUCUGGGAUUCCCAAUACCUACUGUGACCUGGCUAAAAAAUGGGCAACCAUUCCAAGAAUCUGACAACGUGAAAAUGAUUCCAGGAGGUCAUGGUCUGCAAAUCUUGAAUGCCCAGAAAGAAGAUGCCGGUCAGUACAGAUGCCUGGUAACCAAUGAGAUUGGAGAAGCCGUCCGGAAUUAUGAAGUGAAAGUUUUCAUUCCUCCACAAAUCACCAGGGAAGCCGGGGAGAGUCACGGCACCAAGGAAAUAAAAACAAAGGUGAACAGCACUUUAACCCUUCAGUGCGAGUCUCGGGCGGUGCCUAAACCCAUCAUACACUGGUAUAAGGAUGGACAGCUGCUGGAAAGCUUUGCUACAGUGCAGAUCUUAGGUGAUGGACAUGUCCUCCAGAUCCAGCCUAUCCACUUCUACGACUCCGGGCGCUAUACAUGUGUGGCCACAAAUGUCGCAGGAGAAGAUGAGAGAGAAUUUACAGUGAAUGUUCAGGUGCCACCAAUAUUUCACAGGCCCGGGGCCCCCAGCGCUGCAUUUGAAGUUGCGUACCGAGAGGAUGAGGAGGAGGAGCUUACAGAACAUAGGGAGGUUGUUGCCUCCAAUCCCAUCUCUUUAUACUGUGACACGAAUGCCAUUCCACCCCCAACACUGACCUGGUACAAGGAUGGAAAACUGGUCUCUGAAUCUGAUGGGACACUUGUGCUGCUAGAUGGGCGCAUUCUGCAGAUCCCAGUCUCCCAUGCAGAGCAUGCUGGGAAAUACACAUGCGAGGCGACUAAUGAAGCCGGAAGAGACAGAUUGCAUUAUGAGCUUGUGGUUCUGACUCUGCCUGUUAUGCUCGGAGAGGUGGACGCACUGAUUCAGGAGGUCUCUGUUAUAUACAAUGAAACAGCCGAGUUACACUGUGACGCUACAGCUAUCCCCCCACCAACCAUCACAUGGCUAAGGAAUGGACAGACCCUGACCACUGCUGACAAGUAUGAAGUCCUGGAGGAGGGACGAAGGCUACAGAUCCACUCAGUGAAGGUGACAGAUAUAGACAGCUAUGUGUGUGUGGCAGAGAACCCAGCUGGAUUUGCGGAGCGACUCUUCACCUUGAUGGUUCAUGUUCCUCCCAGAAUACUUGGGGCCAGAAGUGAGAACAUCAGCGCUGUCCUGCAUAGCUCCAUCUCCCUGGUGUGCGACGUGCAGUCUCAUCCAUCUCCAGAGGUGACCUGGUACAAAGAUGGACAGAUCCUUCUCCCUGGCAAACGAUUCCUCAUCAUGCCUGGGGGACAGGUCUUACAGAUUGCUCGAGUUCAGCUCUCCAACCAGGGAAUCUAUAUGUGCAAAGUGCAAAAUCCAGCAGGAUCUGCAGAGAAAAUGAUCCACCUGACGGUCUAUGCCCCUCCAAGUAUCAAGCAGCCACCAUCUGGGACCCAGGAGGCCACACUUCACCUUGGAGGCACCUUAUCAUUAGUGUGUGAGCCUGAUACCGUAAGGGAGUCCACUAUUACAUGGUAUAAAAACGGGCAACCACUCCUCGGGGGCAGCAGCGUCUUCAUCCAGGACAACGGUCAGAGGCUGGAAAUCCGGAACGUGCAGGCAUCAGAUAAAGGACUUUACACCUGUAAGAUGACCAACCUGGCCGGAGAAGCUGAGCUGAGCUACACAGUGGUCAUACAAGUGCCCGCAUCCAUCACUCAUCCACAGAAUGAGACCAUCCAACUGAUAAUCGGGAAUUCCAUCGUCCUGUCCUGUGAGGCUGAAGGCUCCCCAGCUCCCAGGAUCACAUGGUUCAAAGACGGCAAACCUCUAGAAUACGCCAGUCAUUUGGGGGUGAUCAUAACUGGAAGCCGAUUACAGAUCAACCGUGUACAACCUGCACACACUGGACAAUACACCUGCAUAGCACAGAACCCGCUGUCUGAGUCUCACAAGGACUUUCUGAUGCUGGUACAAGUGGCCCCAAGAAUUCUUGGAUCUGACCGGCCCAGUGAGCGGAUUAUCCAGGUCACACAGGAGGUAACACUCGAGUGCCAAGCUGAGGGCACACCACCACCCCAGAUAUUUUGGCUGAAGGAUGGGAGACCCCUAGAUUCCCUUGGUUUUCCAAAUGUCCAGCUUUCUCCAGAUGGACAUUCCUUGGUCCUCACCUCCGUCAAAACCUCUGACUCGGGUCGCUAUUCGUGUCUGGCUCGGAAUAUUGCAGGAGAAGACACACAGGUUUUCAUCUUGAACGUUCUCGCCCCCCCAGUGUUUGAAUCUGGCACCAAUGUCUCUGAGACUCUCAGCAGUGCGCCUGGAUCACAAGUGUCCCUCGAAUGCCAUGCCAGUGGCUCCCUGCCCAUGCAGCUGACCUGGCUGAAGGAUGGAAAUCUGCUGCCUGCUUCUCGCUUCCUCAGAAUCUCUUCAGGAGGACGUGUUCUUCGGAUAUCCCAUCUGCAGGUUUCAGAUGCAGGUGUUUACACUUGUCUGGCAUCUAGCCCUGCUGGAACCGCAGAGAAGAGCUUCACCCUUCUGGUAGAGUCGCUGCCAGUGGUGGAGCGUUCGGAGAGCACAGAGGAGGUCACUGCUAUUCAAGGAUCAUCUGUCACAUUCACUUGUGAAGCUCACGGGUCACCAUUACCUUCACUGUCAUGGGAGAAAAAUGGCGAGCCUCUGAAUCUUCAGAGUAACCUCCUGCCCAAUGGGCUGGGGACCCGAUUCCACCUGGAGUCCGUCCAUGCUGGGGAUUCUGGUCUGUACUCCUGCACAGCCCUGAAUGCAGCCAGGAAGGUCAGCAAACACUUCCGUCUCAUAGUGCUGGAACCUCCAAGGAUCGAGGGUCCAGCUCAUCCAAUAGAAGUUGCUGUUGUUGUGGAUGAACCUUUGGAACUGAUGUGCAAUGCAAUAGGGUUUCCUGCCCCAGAAAUGACCUGGGAGAAAGAUGGGCGCCCUUUAUCACGACCAGACUUGCUUGCAAAAAACGGGACUGUCCUAAGGAUCGACAGAGUGAAGGUUGAAGAUGCUGGAAUCUAUGUCUGUGUGGCUACCAGCGCAGCUGGAAGAGACUCCCGGGCGACCAGGGUGCGACUGAAAGUUCCUCCCAGUGUCAUUGGUCCCGAAGAACCCCGCUCACUCUGGGUGUCCAUUGGAGGACAGAUGGUCCUGGAGUGUAGGGUGGAAGGAGAUCCUGUUCCAACUAUUCAGUGGUUUAGAGGAGAUACCCCCCUCCAGAUGGACAGACGGGUCCAGAUUCUGUCUAAGGGCCGUUACAUUCAGAUUCACAGCCUGCAGGCCUCUGACAGUGGGGAGUACACCUGCAUCGCCUCAAAUCCAAUAGGCACCACCAGCCUGAAGUUUAUUGUGGAGAUACAAAUUGUGCCGUCCAUCUUGCCUGGACCUUCUGUGGUCAGUGCCUCUGUCAACCAAACAGCCGUAUUGCCGUGCUGGGCUGAGGGGCUUCCCCAACCAACCGUGACAUGGAAAAAGGAUGGGGGUCUGCUGUCCGUGGAGACGUCCAGACUGGAGUUUCUGAAAGAUGGCUCCUUGCGCAUCCCACAAACCCUUCUACAGGAUUCUGGAUAUUAUCUCUGUACAGUCGCUAAUUCGGCAGGAAUGGCUCGUCGCGGGGUAGAACUACGAGUUUACGUUAAUGGUGGCUUCUCAGAAUGGCAGGAUUGGGGACCUUGUAGCAGGACCUGUGGCCAGGGAGUACAAGAAAGAGUCCGGAUGUGUAAUAACCCCCCUCCAGCCAAUGGAGGAAGAGCCUGCAUGGGAAGAGACGUGGACGUGAGAGCCUGCAGUCUGCCACCCUGCCCAGUGGAUGGAGGGUGGACUGGCUGGAGCAGUUGGUCGCAGUGCUCAGCACCCUGUGGUGAAGGAUCCAGACAGCGCACUCGUUCCUGCUUCUCCCCUCCCCCCCAAAAUGGAGGAAAAACCUGCUUUGGGAAGGACGCGGAAACAGAGACAUGUUUGCUGCCACAAUGUCGAGCUGUCGCCUCACGAGUACGGGCCAGUCUCAUUGGCAUUGUAAAUGAUCAAGAUUUCGGACUCUCGUCACUCAGCGCCAACAUGACGGAAAACCCACAGACCAGAGCCACCACUAUCAGCAGCAUCAUUGAAAACAUCCCGCCUUCCAUAGGACCCCUGAUGAAAGUGCUGAUUUCACUGAGUGCCCCCCUCUAUUGGUCUGCUGCAUUCCCCUCUGAUGGCACCAUUAAUGGUUUCAGCCUCACCAAAGGAGUCUUCAAGAAAGAAUCUCAGGUGGAGUUUGCAACAGGAGAACAGCUCCGCAUCACUCAUAUAGCGCGAGGGCUGGACGCCGACGGCACCAUGUGGUUCGAUAUUGUGAUCAAUGGAUUUGUGCCAGAAUCUCUUGCAUCUUCUGAUAUAGUCCUUCAGGAAUUCACUGAGACCUAUGUACAGACUGGAGCCGGACAGAUCAACGCUUGGGCUUCACCGACCUUCACUAAGGACGGCAGUUUUCUGUCCCUUCGCUGUAACCACACAGUGGAGUACAAUCCAAGCCUGGGCCGUCAGAUGAAGAACACCCAGAGGCUGCACAUCAACUCCAUCCGAUCCUCCUACCUUCCCGAACUGGAGGAACUGCAGUUUCAGCUCACGGCUUCACUUCAAGGAGGUUUGAAUGGGGGAGCGUGUCCUGCCGGCUUUGUUCAGUCUGGAGACUCCUUCUGUACAGACAUAGAUGAGUGUGACCUCCGCCGCCCUUGCUCUCACACCUGCCAGAAUAUCCUGGGAGGCUUCAGCUGCUCCUGUCCCACAGGUUACACGCUGGCACUGGAUAACCACAACUGCCGAGAUCUGGAUGAAUGCAGACUAGGAAGUCACCAGUGUCCCUCCGGCCAAGAAUGUGUCAACACGCCCGGAUCGUAUCGCUGUCUUCUGCGCUGUGGACCCGGCUUUCGACCGAACGCUGAGGGGACAUCCUGCGAGGAUGUCGACGAGUGCAGCCAAUCAUCUCCCUGCCAGCAGCGGUGCCUGAACACCAUUGGCUCGUACCACUGUGCAUGUGACCCCGGCUAUGAAAUGAAAGGCACCCGGUGUAUAGAUAUAAAUGAGUGUCUUCGAGGAGUUUGCCUGCCUCAGCAACAGUGUAGAAAUACCCUUGGAAGUUACCAGUGUAUCGACAACUGUCCAGCGGGGACCACGCGAUCAGAGUCUGGAACCUGCAAUGAUGUAGAUGAAUGUCGCGAUGGGUCCCACAUGUGUCGCUACAACCAGCUGUGUGAGAACACCAUGGGGGGAUACCGCUGCACAUGUCCGCGGGGGUACAGGUCCCAGGGUGUCGGGAGACCGUGUCUAGAUAUAAAUGAGUGCCAACAGGUGCCCAGACCCUGCGCGUAUCAGUGCCAAAACCUAGCCGGCAGCUACAAGUGCCUGUGCCCGCCUGGCAAACAGCUUCUAGGGGAUGGACGCUCAUGUGCAGGACUGGAGAGGCUGGGCAAUAGCUCCGGCAUUGGUAUCACUGGAGCCCAGUUUGAGCGACCGAUAACCAAUGGACGUAUUCACGGGAACAAUGUCUACACCUGGCUGUCCUUCAGCCAAAACGGCAACCUCAUCGGCCAAAGCAGCACGGGCCGGUGCCAGACGGGAUUUAUCCGCAGGAACGGGGCUUGUACAGAUAUCGAUGAAUGCCACCAGCGGAACCCCUGCCAGCACGAAUGCCGAAACACAGAGGGCAGCUACCAGUGUCUGUGCCCAUCAGGGUACCGGCUGCUGCCCAACAACAGGAACUGCCAAGACAUUGAUGAAUGUGCAGAGCAGAGGAUCAGCUGUGGACCCAACCAGAUGUGUUUCAACACCAGAGGAGGCUACCAGUGUCUGGACACCCCCUGCCCUGCGACGUACACAAAGGGCCCCAGCCCAGGGAUCUGCUAUCGCCGGUGUCUCACAGACUGCAGUUCGGGCGGCCCUUAUACCUUGCAGUACAAGCUUCUGACCUUGCCUUUCGGGAUACCUCCAAAUCAAGAUGUUGUCCGCCUCAGUGCCUUUUCCGAAGGUGGUGUGCUUCAAAACCAAACCAGCUUCACGGCCCUGGAGCAGAAUUCGGGCAGCCCCUUUGCUCUCCGUGAUGAUGGAGGCCAUGGUAUCAUCUACACCUUGCGCUCACUGGACACUUCAGGGAUUUACCGACUAAAAGUGCAAGCGGCGUCUCAUAGUGAACAGCAGGGGUUACGGUAUCAGAACGUCUUCAUCAUUUACAUCUCUGUCUCUCCAUAUCCUUACUGAUCCCAAAGCCACAAGCUGGACAGUCAAAAACCUAUUGAACUGCGACCAUGGAGCCACCGUCUGAAUACUCCCGACCUCCUCCAUGUAAAAUCUAGUAACUGACUGAUGGUUUUUAUUUUAUAUACAGUGCCAGUAGCAAUAAUGGGUCCUGCCCAGACUGUAAGGUGCCCGCCCUCUCCUGCCAGUCAUUGAGACUAUUAAUAUGUGCCAGUCAUAGGACUGGGGGUCGGGCACCUCCCUGCAGCAGACGAGGCUGCCCUCCAAUGAUGGCGGGCAUUUGGUGCUAUUGUAAAUCCUGCAUUCAGACCCUUCUACACAGUGAUGGAGGUAGACAGUACAUGUGGAGCUCUUGAUACUGCUGCUGCUGACACCCGUGCCUCUCUCAGGGAGUUUUUAUGUCUUUCUGUGCACACAGCCCACCCCCCCUUUACUAGGUCGUGUCAUCACUCUGUACCUGCACAGAAUAGAAGGGCCCUUGUACAUUUACUAAUGUUGCUCUGGUUCUCUGGGGUAGCCUUCUGCAGGUACAACCGACCCAGAGGAAAGAGGGUGAGGGGAUGUCUGAGGAAGACCCUUUACUUCUCAUGCACCUCAAGGAAGCUGCAUGGGCUGCACGCCCCAUAGGAGCCCAGUGGAGAAAGGGUCCCAUAACUGUCCUACAGUGUUCACCAAGCUGUGGCUCUCCAGCUGUUGUACAACUACAGCUCCCAUCAUUCCAAUGCUUCGACAGCCUGCAAGCUAUCAGGGCAUGAUGUCAGUUGUAGUUAUGCAACAGGUGGCGAGCCACAGGUUGGAGAUACCGUUAUGUAGUAGGGGACUAGGCAUUGCUGCAAAUCAGGGAGUGGGGGCACUGGUCUAUGUUAUGGGGGGGGUGCAGGACAGGAAUUCAUUUUAGUAAUUAUACUAAGUGUAUGAGACUUCUGGCGAAUGCAUUACAUUAUUUACUGAUGGAUUAUUUAUUUUUAUGUCCCAAUAAAG